Molecule: messenger RNA, 2245 nt
Organism: Bursaphelenchus okinawaensis
Lineage: Eukaryota; Metazoa; Nematoda; Chromadorea; Rhabditida; Aphelenchoididae
Source: the annotation of a GenBank genome assembly
AUGAUUCCAAUUUCUGAUGCAACUCUAGAUCAAGAACUAUGUAAUACUGGUCAUUCGUUACGGUGGAUUCUAAAGACACUGGAGAAGCAUUGCGAUGAUUAUGUUAGUACUAAAGGAAAUAGUAAGGUUGAUGAGGUUAGUUUUUUUAGUUUCGAACAACUUUGGACAGUUUUGCUAGCUUUUUGUUGGCAAAGCUGUCUGUGAUUUUACUUAACUAUGAAGUGUAAGGUAUACAUAUAGACCCUAAACCUGAAAAAAACAGUCACUAGGUCUGGCCCGAGCCUGGACUGGACUGAGCAUGGCAAGGCCCAGGUAAAUUCAAAAAAUAUCAGGCUGAAAAUUCAGUCCAGUCCUACCCAUUUACAGGUCUAAUGGAGCCAAAGGAUUUAUUGCAAAAAGAAACAAUUAGUGAAAAACUUGACGCAUGGUCAAGUGUUUACAAACAAAAAGUUGUUCGCAGAAUUUUACAAAAUCUAACUUUUAGGUUGAUGUAAAUCCGAUAUCAGAAGGCAAAGGUUACUUUUCUCGAGUAUUUAUUGUAAAAUUUACCUUUGAUAACGAUAGAUCAUUCAAUGUGGCUUUAAAAGUGCCAACUUUCGAUGCUCUAGAGAAUUGGAUCAAUACCAGGAAGAGCUCUGAAGCUGUAAGUUGAGUUAACUGCUUGCUUUAUGUUAAUUUAUGAUUGUGUAUGAAUAGUUUUAGGCAGAUAGUUUCUGUCGAAAUUAGAGUUUUGAAAUUUAAUUUUUUUGACUUUGGCUUCAGCUCUAGCUUUGCUUUUUUUUUAAUUUAGGCCCGACUUUGGCUCCACCUUUGCAGCCGAAGUUGCCCUGGGGGCCGGAAUUUUGGUUGGAAUACAAAAAUCAAAAGAAAUUAUAAUUUAAAAAAUAUUUUUUAAAUUUUAAACUUUCUAACUUUCAGGAAGACCCGGCCUUCUGGAAGGACUACCUAACAACUUGUCACAACACAGAAUGCGAUGCUCUACAACUUAUUUCCGGCUUUAACAACUUUCCAGCACCAAAAACUUAUUUUGUGCAAAAACGUGGAGUACCAUAUGACAAUGGAUUGGACAAGGAGCCCUCAGGCAUUAUCAUAAUGAGUGCUGUUGAUGGAGUCUCACUAAGUGAAUAUUCUUCAGCUACGAAAGAACAGUGUAUCAGUUUUGUUGAAGAUUUUGCAGUUUUUCAUGAUUAUAUUGCUCAACUGGAUGAUAAGAAAUGGAAAGACAAGUUUGAUAGUCAGAUUAACAUGGGAGAACAUUUGAGAGACGCUCAGAUUAGUGGAUUGAAGAGAAUGGCAGAUUGUUGUUCAGGUAAAACGUCAAGACAGUAAAUUUUAAAAAUCAAUUUGAAUUUGAAACUCAAAUUUCAAAAAAAUUUAAACUUUUUGUAAAAUACGAUUGUUUUAUUCCAAUGCUCUUUAGAACUAAAACAAGAUGUAGAAAAGCUAAUUAAUAUGGAUUACAAGACCUACAGUAAGUACGCUUUACAAACACGAGCUGAACAGCUCAAUGCUACUACUCUGAUACAUGGUGAUACUUGGAAUAACAACAUCUUCUUUAAUAGAAAUCCUGAUGGCAGUAUAGCUACUAAAGUCCUGGCUUACAUCGAUUUUCAAACAUUGUUUGAAGGUCUGUUUUACAAAUUUUAGCUUUAGUUUUAGUCAAUAAACUGUAAUCUAAAAUGUAUCUUGAAAUAAUAAUAUUUUACUUCAGGAUCACCAAUGUUUGAUGUUGCUAGAUUUGUGACGAUUUGUGCUGAUGCAGAAGUUCGACGUGAAGUUACUCCACUAUUCUUAGAAGCUUACUAUAAAAAAAUUGUCAGUUUAUACAAAAAGCGAGGGAAACAAGUGCCGUAUACGUUGGAAAAUGUGAGUUAUUAGUAAUAAUAUACAUAUAUACAUGUAAAUCUAGGAUUAAGGAGCUGAAACUGUUAAGUCAAAGCCAAACAAAUAAUUUUAGAAACUUAGGUUAGAAUAUAUAUUACCCUGUUCUCAAAUUACUUCUGAGCCUUUUCUGAAAACAUAUCAUUAUCAGUUUUAGUUACAAGAGUUAUAUGAACUGGCGUUUGCCCAUCAAGCCCAGGCUAUGGCCCUUAUGGCUAUGUUUUUUUCUGAAGAUACUACUGUGGAUAAAGAUGUUGCUGAAGCCCGAAAAGAUAAAAUUAAUCUACGAACCAAGUUUGCGCUACAAGAUUCGAUCAAAAUUCUCAAAAAUCGAAAUUUAACUAAUUUCUUUAACAAGUUGUAA